GAGAGGCGGGGAAGAGGAGGCGAGGAGGAGAGGUGGCGAGGAGGCGAGGAGGAGAGACGUCAGCAUCCGCCCGCCAGCUCCCUUUGUGUUCGGCAGAUAAGGCGAAUGGCGAGAGAUGACAUGGCCGAGGCAGACUCGGCACCAGGCGGGGGGGAGCCCGCCGCCCCGGAGACGCCCUCGGCGUUCGCGUACGAGGAAUACGAAUGCAAGAUCUGCUACAAUUACUUCGACCUGGACCGCCGGGCGCCCAAGAUCCUGGAGUGCCUGCACACGUUCUGCGAGGAGUGCCUGAACACGCUGCACCUCCGGGAGGAGCGGCCGUGGCGCAUCAGCUGCCCGCUGUGUCGACACCGCACGCCGGUGCCGGAUUACCGGAUCCGGAACCUGCCCAACAACACCAAAGUGACGGAGGACUUCCCGCUCUACAUCGACUCGGACCCCCUGCCCCAGGACGCCCUGCCGCCGCAGCCUCCGCCGCCGCACCCGGCGCUCGUCGCCCUCCGCCGGGAGGAGGCGUCGGGAGACGGCCGGGCCGCCCCGUCCGCCGCCGCCGCCUCCGCGGCCACCGCCCUCUCCCAGGACUCGGUCCGCUACGACAGCUGUCAGAGCUGCAAGAGGGUGGCCCUGACCACCGGAUGCGUGUGCGUCAUCUUCUCCUUCCUGUCCAUGCUGGUCUUGCUCUUCAUGGGUCUCAUCUUCGUGCACAGCCACAGCGUCCCCCCCUCCCCGGCGGGACCCAUCUGCCUGUCGGUGGCCAGCAUCCUGGCCAUGUUCUCCGUGGUGGUCACGUGGCUCAUCUGCUGGCUCAAGUACAGACCCGACCGUGACGCCGGACGGUCUUCCGCCACCGGAAACUCCCGGAGGAACGCCUGAGCGCCUCGGGGGUCUUAUUGCCGGCCCUUCCUUUUCUACCCAACUCGUCCUGGACGGCCUUCCGGUUGGACGGUUUGGGGCCGACCCGAUCCUCGGUCGUCUUUUCCUUGAUAUAUGCACCCACCCACUCCAGUUGGGAUUUAGAACUCAAUGUUGACUUCUUCUAACCUGCCUGACGUCAUACGCGUAUCACACUUACUGGAGGAGAUCCGACCGUGGGAAUCCACCAUCAUCUCAAGGAGAUCCGACCGUGGGAAUCCACCAUCAUCUCAAGGAGAUCCGCCCUUGAGAAUCCACCAUCUUCUCAAGGAGAUCCACCAUCAUCUCAAGUAGAUCCGCCCAUGAGAAUCCACCAUCAUCUCAAGGAGAUCCACCAUCAUCUCAAGGAGAUCCACCAUCAUCUCAAGGAGAUCCACCAUCAUCUCAAGGAGAUCCACCCAUGAGAAUCCAUCAUCAUCUCAACUUUUUGUUCUUGCUGAACGUUCCAAAACUGUAAAUAUUCCUGACAUCUGUUGAGGUGUGCUUAGAUGUUCUCAGCUCUUGAUGCACACUUUGAUUCUUCUCCAGCUUUGCGGCUUUAGUAACUGCCCCUGUGCAGCAGGGGUGUCCAAAGUGCGGCCAGUGGGCCAUUUUCGGCCCACAGCUCAUUUUUUACUGGCAUAUUUGACACAUUCAAAAAUAUUUCAUUAUUUUGCUUUAUUAGCUGUCACUACCACAGGGGCGUCCCAGGGGCCGGUUUUGGGCCCACAGCUGUUUUUUGUAUUGGCGAUGUCAGCCAGAUAAUGUAUAUAAUAACUUCAAUAAGACUCAAAUACUAUUUUUUAAGUCCCCAAAUAUUGUAUAUACUAACUAAUACGUUUAAAACGUCGCCCUCACCGGAUUGGUUUUAGCAUCAUUCAUGUCCAAAAUGUACCAAAGUGGCCCCCCACCCUGCAGAUUGGCACCAGUGAAAACUGCACCUCCUCCAGGGUUUCCAGGAUCCACUUGGUGUUGGUCUCUUUACCUGCACAAGCGGCUGCUGAAGGUGGACUUUUGUUUUGGCUUUUUAACGGAAGGGACUCGGGUCCCGGACUCCUGUGCCUCACCUUUUGCUCACCAAGCCACUGCGCAAACAAAACACAUCGUUUUUACAUUGUAGCAUUUAUUGGAGGUCCGGUUUGAAGUUUCCUAGUCUCACGGGGUCAUAAUGCAAAUGUAGUGGAGAACACUGAACCCCUUCCUGAUCAUCUCCAUCCAGAUGUUGGAGAAAUGGGAGGAAAUGGAACUGCCUGUACAAUCUACUCUCAUGGUACACGUGAUACCUAAUCAAGUACUACUGCUACUACUGGUGCAUUUAUGGUACACGUGAUACCCAAUGAAGUACUACUACUACUACUGGUGUAUUUAUGGUACACGUGAUACCUAAUCAAGUACUACUGCUACUACUGGUGUAUUUAUGGUACACGUGAUACCCAAUGAAGUACUACUGCUACUACUGGUGUAUUUAUGGUACACGUGAUACCCAAUGAAGCACUACUACUACUGGUGUACUACUGGUGUACUACUGGACUGUGUUCACUGCAAUCCCAAAAGCCUCUUUUCACCCUAACAAGAACCGUUAUUAGGACCCACAAAAACCUCCAAGUUCUUGUAUGCUCAUGUGAGGAACACAAAAGCUGACAUGUGAAAGCCAUGCAAGAUCCCAAGGUGACUGCAAUCCUCACCUUUCCUUAACUUAUCCUUAACUUAUCCUUAACUUAAUCCAACCAAGCACUUUCUCCCUCCUUUUCAACGCAUUCUUCUAUUUAUUGUUGGCUUUUAUGAGACUAUGUUGUUGUUGUUGUCGUUGAAGUACCCGAUGUAUUUGCACAGAGAAAGGUUCUCCAACAUAAACACAUUUCCGUAAUAAAGGAAACAUGAAUACACAUAAAA
Molecule: messenger RNA, 2784 nt
Organism: Doryrhamphus excisus (bluestripe pipefish)
Lineage: Eukaryota; Metazoa; Chordata; Actinopteri; Syngnathiformes; Syngnathidae
Gene: rnf228
Product: ring finger protein 228
Biological process (GO): protein ubiquitination
Molecular function (GO): ubiquitin protein ligase activity
Source: RefSeq, a predicted model, not a curated record